This is a messenger RNA of Dipodomys spectabilis (banner-tailed kangaroo rat), 3622 nucleotides long. RefSeq names its product eukaryotic translation initiation factor 4E nuclear import factor 1 (gene Eif4enif1). Gene Ontology annotation, cellular component: cytoplasm; nucleus. The record is from RefSeq and is a predicted model, not a curated record. NCBI's taxonomy places the organism in Eukaryota, Metazoa, Chordata, Mammalia, Rodentia, Heteromyidae. The coding region runs from base 136 to 3102 and encodes 988 amino acids. The transcript is spliced from 19 exons. Gene Ontology annotation, biological process: negative regulation of translation. Gene Ontology annotation, molecular function: mRNA binding.
CUGCCCCGAGAGCGAAGGCCGCCGGGAGCAGCGCUGAGACCCGCGCGGGCAGCGGGGAGGGGAACGGCGGCCGAGACGCAGGGCCGCCCAGCGGCAGGAGCACCGAGUGCAAAAAAAAUUGUAGACUAAGAAGCCAUGGAUAGGAGAAGUGUGAGUGUCAGUGAAACAGAAAAUGGAGAUGCUUUCCUUGACCUGAAGAAGCUGCCGACCUCCAGAUCCCCCCAUCGCUAUACAAAAGAGGAGCUCUUGGAUAUAAAAGAACACCCCCAUUCCAAACAGAGGCCUUCAUGCCUCUCCGAAAAGUACGACAGUGAUGGCGUUUGGGACCCUGAGAAGUGGCAUGCAUCUCUCUACCCGACUUCAGGGCGAAGCUCACCAGUAGAAACACUGAAGAAAGAGUCAGAUGCAGAUCGCCCAUCCUUGGUGCGCAGGAUAGUAGAUCCACGAGAGCGUGUGAAAGAAGAUGACUUGGAUGUUGUUCUCAGCCCACAGAGACGAAGCUUUGGCGGGGGCUGCCACGUGACCGCUGCUGUUAGCUCCCGACGCUCAGGAAGUCCGCUGGAGAAAGACAGUGAUGGGCUUCGCCUGCUCGGCGGGCGAAGGAUUGGCAGUGGGAGGAUAAUCUCUGCCCGGACCUUUGAGAAGGACCACCGUCUCAGUGACAAGGACCUGCGUGAUUUGAGAGACCGAGACCGAGAGAGGGACUAUAAGGACAAGCGUUUCAGGAGAGAGUUUGGGGAUAGUAAGCGUAUCUUUGGGGAGCGGAGAAGAAAUGAUUCAUAUACUGAAGAAGAACCAGAAUGGUUCUCGGCCGGACCCACAAGUCAAUCUGAAACCAUUGAGCUGACUGGCUUUGAUGAUAAGAUACUAGAAGAAGAUCACAAAGGCAGAAAAAGAACAAGGCGACGGACAGCCUCUGUGAAGGAAGGCAUAGUCGAGUGCAAUGGAGGAGUGGCUGAAGAGGACGAGGUGGAGGUCAUCCUGGCCCAGGAGCCCACUACUGAUCAGGAAGUACCACGGGAUGCCGUCCUGCCUGAGCAGGCCCCAGGAGAAUUUGACUUCAAUGAGUUCUUUAACCUUGAUAAGGUGCCAUGCUUGGCUUCGAUGAUAGAAGAUGUUUUGGGAGAAGGAUCCGUCUCUGCCAGUCGAUUCAGUAGAUGGUUCUCUAACCCAAGCCAGUCUGGAAGCAGAUCUAGCAGCCUCGGGUCAACACCACAUGAAGAACUGGAAAGACUUGCAGGACUGGAGCAAGCCAUCCUCUCUCCUGGACAGAACUCGGGGAAUUACUUUGCUCCUAUACCAUUGGAAGACCAUGCUGAAAAUAAAGUGGACAUUUUGGAAAUGCUACAGAAAGCUAAAGUGGAUUUAAAACCUCUUCUUUCCAGCCUUUCUGCAAAUAAAGAAAAACUUAGAGAGAGCUCACAUUCAGGUGUUGUGCUGUCGGUAGAAGAAGUGGAAGCAGGACUCAAGGGCCUGAAGGUGGACCAGCAUGUGAACAAUUCAACACCCUUCAUGGCAGAGCAUUUAGAAGAGACCUUGAGUGCUGUAACGAGCAGCCGACCACUGAAGAAAGAUGGAGACAUGACUGCAUUCAACAAGCUUGUGAGCACCAUGAAGGCCAGUGGGACUUUGCCUACUCAGCCCAAAGUUAGUCGAAAUCUUGAAAGCCAUUUGAUAUCCCCUACUGAAAUUCCAGGCCAACCUGUCUCGAAGAACAUCCUGCAGGAACUUCUGGGUCAACCAGUUCAGAGACCUGCUUCUUCCAAUCUUCUGAGUGGCCUUAUGGGGAGCUUGGAACAUAACACCUCUUUACUGGGCCAAAGAGCACCCUCUCCUCCCAUGCCACAGAUGUUUCAAACUCGAGCAGCUUCAGCAGACUACCUUCGCCCACGAAUACCAUCACCAAUCGGUUUUGCACCAGGACCCCAGCAACUACUUGGAGACCCAUUUCAGGGCAUGCGCAAGCCCAUGAGCCCUGUCACGGCCCAGAUGAGUCAGAUGGAGUUGCAGCAGGCAGCUUUGGAGGGGCUGGCCCUACCACAUGACCUUGCAGUCCAGGCAGCAAACUUCUACCAGCCUGGUUUUGGCAAACCACAGGUGGACAGAACCAGAGAUGGAUUCAGAAACAGGCAACAGCGAGUAACGAAGUCACCAGCACCUGUGCACCGAGGGAAUUCUUCAUCCCCAGCCCCUGCUGCUUCAAUCACAAGCAUGCUUUCUCCUUCCUUCACCCCUACCUCAGUGAUCCGGAAGAUGUACGAGAGCAAAGAGAAAAGCAAGGAGGAAACAGUACCUGGAAAGGCGGCUGCUGGUGACAGUAAAGAGGAUAUUCUGAAGGCCAGUGAAGACAACCUGCUGUCCAAUUCCAUAUCCAAUGUGGAUCGAGAGUCUUCGCCUACAACAAAUCUAAAACUGUCAACAUUACAGCGGCCUUCAUGUUCCACCCCACUGUCCCAGACAAACCGUUACACCAAAGAACAAGAUUAUCGACCUAAAACAGCUGGGAGAAAAACACCCACGUUGGCAUCCCCAGUUCCAGGAACACCUUUUCUCCGCCCCACCCACCAAGUUCCCCUCGUUCCCCAUGUCCCUAUUGUUCGGCCUGCUCACCAGCUCCACCCAGGAUUGGUCCAGAGGAUGCUGGCCCAAGGAGUACAUCCACAGCAUCUCCCAAGUUUGCUUCAAGCUGCAGGUGUGCUUCCUCCUGGGCUGGACCUGACGCAUUUACAGGGACUAUCUGGCCCCAUCCUGGGUCAGCCCUUUUACCCCUUACCUGCUCCUGCUAACCAUCCCCUCCUAAACCCUCGUCCUGGAACACCUCUGCAUCUGGCGAUGAUGCAGCAACAGCUCCAGCGCUCAGUUCUGCAUCCUCCAGGCUCUGGAUCCCAGGCAGCAGCUGUCAGCGUACAAACAACUCCUCAGAAUGUACCCAGUCGGUCAGGCCUGCCGCACAUGCACUCCCAGUUAGAGCAUCGCCCCAGUCAACGGAGCAGCUCCCCUGUGGGCCUUGCCAAAUGGUUUGGCUCAGAUGUGCUGCAGCAGCCCCUACCCUCCAUGCCUGCCAAAGUCAUCAGUGUAGAUGAGCUGGAGUACCGACAGUGAGGGCAUGGCAGGCAGGCAGGCAGGCUCACACACAUCUGGACCUAUGGUGGCAACCUGGGCAGGACAAUGCUGCUUCAUCUUGGGUUGGUUUAUAGGCUUUUACUUUGGAACACUCCAGGUGAAGCUCUUUAGGGAACCCACACACAUGGCGUGGCCUCACAUGAUAGAACGACCUUAACCAAUGUAGGAGCAGAACCCACAUGGUCUAAAUACAGGAUGCACAGUGCUGUCAAUCCUGAAAAUUCUUUCUUUUUGUAAGGUAUGUGAAUGAUGUGCUGGUGUCUUCAUUAAGAGGUGGCACCUAAGGGUUCUGAGGAAAUAAAAUGUAUAGACCCUUAUGUACAGAUCUGUGUAUAAACUUUUGUACAUACAUAUAGGAUAGCUUUUUUGAACUUAUACAGCUGUACAUAAAAGUAGCUGAUAUUAGUUAAGCCUGUGUCAACUGUUUUUUUCUUUUUUUCACUUGUACAUUUGGGACUUUUGUUUGAUUAAAGUUGCAUAUGCUAAGUGUGUGAAUGAA